AUGAGAACAAAAAACGACCUGCGUUUCCUCGCCGUCGGCGUUUUCCUCCGAUUCUUUCUCGCCUUUGCGUUCCCAAAUAUCCUCCUCGCGAAUCUUUCCAACAGUCGGUUCGAAUUCUCGACCGCGUUCGACGCGUUCAAUCACGCGAAAGAAUUCGCGCAUUUACAAAACACUCACGAAAAACGCAUCACGUCGUCGUCGAGAGUGUCACCGUUCGUGGGUGCAAUAUUCGCGCCAUUUUGCGGCGCUGGAUCGAAGAGUGAUGACGGUGUACUCUGGUCUGUGGUUCCGUUCGUGUGUGUUGAUGUCCUCACGGCGAUUGUUUUGAGUCAGAUAUACGAGCGCGGUUGCGCGAAGAGAAAGAACGAGAAAACAGUCGAAGAUGAUGAUGAAAAUAAAGGUGAACCAACAUCUAUCGUUGGAGUGUACAUGUUACAUCCAAUCAUUAUCCUCUCUUGUUUGUCGCGAACGACGAAAGUGGUGCAAUUUUUACUCGCGAGUCUGGUCGUGUACGGCGCCGUCGAUGUAAAGACGAACAAGCGCUCGCCGACGGUCACCGGCGGCGCGUUGGCGAUGUUGUCGUUGGUGCAUUUACCAUCAGCCGUGACUCUUUUAUCUGGAGUGUUGCUCCAUUUUUGGUCCGUUCGUGAAAAUGAGUUUGGAACGAGUGGGAAGAAACUCGCGGUACACUUUCUGUCGCAGUACGCGUGCGCGUUGGGAACGUUUGUGAACGUCGCGGAUAAAUACCUGGUGCCGAACGAUGAGUUGAAAGAGUGGUUGCGCGUGUCUGUUUUUGAUCGGUACAGAGCAGAAGAGUUACAGCCAAACGUCGGUCUGCACUGGUACGUGUAUUCGUUGAUGUGGGAACGGUUUUUGCCGUGGUAUUGCUUCGCAUUCCAAGGGUGUGGGAUUGUGUGCGCCUUGACGAUUACGGCGAGGUUUGCGCGCAGUCAAAGUCCUUUAUUCAGCGCGUGCGCGGGGUUGCUGUGCGCGACGGCGUUGGCAUCGCACCCGACUUUAGGUGAGUUCGCGUUUACGACGGUGCUGAUAUUAGCACACGGCACUUCAGUUCGCGUGCUCGAACGUUCCGAGGCGAUUAAAAUUGUCGCGGACGGGACGAUGAUCGCGCUCGCCAUUUUCGGUUUAAGUUUUGUCACUUUGCGCGCCUGGUUGAUAACGAGAACGGGGAAUCCAAAUUAUUUCUUUGCCGUUACGCUGAUGUAUGCCGUUGGGCAAGUGUAUGUCACGUACGAGACGCUUACGUUUGCGCUAUCUAAAAAGAAAAAUGGGAAGGCGUCGACGAAAGCGGAAUAA
Molecule: messenger RNA, 1314 nt
Organism: Bathycoccus prasinos
Lineage: Eukaryota; Viridiplantae; Chlorophyta; Mamiellophyceae; Mamiellales; Bathycoccaceae
Product: Phosphatidylinositol glycan anchor biosynthesis class U protein
Exons: 1
Coding region: 1-1314 (437 amino acids)
Biological process (GO): attachment of GPI anchor to protein; protein localization to cell surface
Cellular component (GO): GPI-anchor transamidase complex; membrane
Source: RefSeq, a predicted model, not a curated record